This is a messenger RNA of Pochonia chlamydosporia 170, 918 nucleotides long. RefSeq names its product NmrA-like family protein. The transcript has a single exon. The record is from RefSeq and is a predicted model, not a curated record. The coding region runs from base 1 to 918 and encodes 305 amino acids. Lineage: Eukaryota; Fungi; Ascomycota; Sordariomycetes; Hypocreales; Clavicipitaceae.
AUGUCUACCUACCUCGUCACACAGGCGACCGGCGGACAAAGCCAAUGGGUCAUCACGCACCUCCUCGCCGCAUCCCUCAAAGUCCACGCCGUCGUCCGCAACACGCAAAAGGUCCCUCCGGUCCUAAAAAGCCCAGGCGUAACACUCUUCCAAGGCGAAAGCACUGACUUUGACGUGAUCCUCAAAGCAGCACAAGGCUGCAAGGCCGCAUUUCUAAACACCUUUCCCAUCCCAGGCCUCGAGGCUCAACAAGCAAAGACCAUCGUCGAGGCAUGCGAGAAAGCUGGUGUUGAAAGCAUCGUCGCAGCGACUACCUUCACCACGGGCAAGCGUGCCUUCUGGGAUGACGAAAAGACAGACGAGUGCCAGCUUCGCGAGUAUUUCGUCUCCAAGGCUCAGGUCGAGGACAUUGUGCGCGGGGGCAACUUCAAAGCAUAUACUAUUCUUCGACCGGCCAUUCUGCAUCAAGACUUCUUACUGCCGGGCGCGUAUCAGAACUACCCCAAGCUUCCGCAGGGAAUAUUGGACCAUGCAUUUAAUGAUGGUGUUAAAGCGCCGUUUACGGAUGCGCAGGACGUUGGGCGAUAUGCCGCGGCGGCUAUGCAGGAUCCCGCCAAGUUUGCUGGCCAGGAGAUUGAUCUUGCUACUGAAGCACUUACGAUGGAGGAGGCGCACGAUAUUCUUACGAAAGUGAGUGGUCGGGAGGUGGGACUGAGGAGGAAAACGCCAGAGGAAGAGGAGGAGGCGAAGGCUGCCAUAUUUGGUCAGCGGUUCCAACUUUUUGCGAAUGUGAAGGAUUUUAGUGCCCAUGUAGUUGUGGGUAAGGAGCUUGAGGAGAAGUUUGGGAUACCAUAUACGCCUCUUUUGGCGUCGUUGCAGAGGGAUAAGGCGAGGCUAUUGGAGUGUUUGCCUGCGUGA